AUGAUCGCGUGCCCUAUAGUUGACCGUGCAGGCCACGCUUCGCGUGGCCUGAAAACGCGCUGGCGCGCGUUGUACUGCCUCAAGCCCGGCAGUUCCGUUAGCCAAGGGCCGCGCGGCAGCGCUACCUUUCAUCAGCUAAACUGUUCUUUGAACUUUAACUUGGUCUUCGGCCUCGGCACAGUUUACUCCAGCAGUCAUUCAGAAGGUUCCGUGACCAACGGCGGCCUCCGGCCGCCGAAGCUUCCAAAAAAAGUAACUUUGGCUCGGCCUUCGGCCUCGCCAUGUCGUAUUUUAGGAAAUUUUGGAGUUUCUUUGAACUUUAGCUUGGCCUUUGGCCUCGGCACAGUUUACUCCAGCAGUCAGCUACAACAUUCAAAAGGUUCCGUGACCAACGGCGGCCUCCGGCCGCCGAAGCUUCCAAAAAAAGCCCCUUUGGCUCGGCCUUCGGCCUCGCCAAGUCGUAUUUUAGGAAAAUUUGGAGUUGCGCACACGGACUGCAUCCAGAAUUUGAUUCUGCGUCGAUUGGGACCAAAAUCGUGUCGAUAG
Bursaphelenchus xylophilus (pine wood nematode) is the source of this 546-nucleotide messenger RNA. The record is from the annotation of a GenBank genome assembly. NCBI's taxonomy places the organism in Eukaryota, Metazoa, Nematoda, Chromadorea, Rhabditida, Aphelenchoididae.